CUUGCCUCUGGUGGAGUCUGCAUGGGUCUGGGUGAGUGACUGGCACUUCCUGCAGAAGUUCCCUUCCCAUUUGACAGGACCUCACCAUGUCCACCUCCUUCCCCGAACUGGAUCUAGAGAAUUUUGAGUAUGACGAUUCUGCUGAGGCCUGUUAUUUGGGCGACAUUGUGGCCUUUGGGACCAUCUUCCUGUCCGUCUUCUACACCCUCGUCUUCACGUUCGGUCUGGUGGGAAAUCUGUUGGUGGUCCUCGCCCUCACCAACAGCCGGAAGCCCAAGAGCAUCACCGACAUCUACCUCCUGAACCUGGCCUUGAGCGACCUGCUCUUUGUGGCCACCUUGCCCUUCUGGACUCACUACCUCAUCAGCCAUGAGGGCCUCCACAAUGCCGUGUGCAAGCUCACGACUGCCUUCUUCUUCAUUGGCUUCUUUGGGGGCAUAUUCUUCAUCACCGUCAUCAGCAUCGACCGGUACCUCGCCAUCGUCCUGGCCGCCAACUCCAUGAACAGCCGGACAGUGCAGCACGGCGUCACCAUCAGUCUGGGUGUCUGGGCGGCGGCCAUCUUAGUGGCGUCACCCCAGUUCAUGUUCACAAAGAGAAAGGACAACGAGUGUCUGGGUGACUACCCCGAGGUCCUGCAGGAAAUGUGGCCCGUGCUCCGCAACUCGGAAGUCAACAUCCUGGGCUUCGCCCUGCCCUUGCUUAUCAUGAGCUUUUGCUACUUCCGCAUCAUCCAGACGCUGUUUUCCUGCAAGAAUCGCAAGAAGGCCAGAGCCGUCAGGCUCAUCCUCCUGGUGGUCUUUGUCUUCUUCCUCUUCUGGACACCAUACAACAUCAUGAUUUUCCUGGAGACUCUCAAAUUCUACAACUUCUUCCCCAGUUGUGACAUGAAGAGGGACCUGAGGUUAGCCCUCAGUGUGACCGAGACAGUGGCGUUCAGCCACUGUUGCCUCAACCCUUUUAUCUACGCCUUUGCUGGGGAAAAGUUCAGGAGGUACCUGAGACACCUAUACAGGAAGUGCCUGGCCGUCCUGUGCGGUCAUCCUGUCCACGCCAGCUUCUCGCCAGAGUCCCAGAGGAGCAGGCAGGACAGCAUUCUGAGCAGUUUUACUCAUUACACAAGCGAGGGAGAUGGAUCUCUCCUGCUCUGAAGGGGUCUGUCUCUCUGACCCUAGCUCCACUAAGAACCCAGAGUUCUUGCAUCAGAUUCCCCUGCCGCUCCCCCUACAUCUUAUGUGCAAGAAAUAUGGACCAGAUACCUGCAAAUCAACCCCAUGGUGUUUUUGAAAAAUUUAUGUUCGAUGUGUGAAAAACACACAUAUCUCUUAUUGCAAAUGUUGAACACUGGGGCUUACUGGUGACAAAAAUGCUAACCAGAUUAGUGCAAUUACAAAGGGUCCUGGUUGCAUGAUCAUGUGGUAAAGGGCAACUAAGUCCUCAGACAGAGCGGGGCCCAAGGCUUAGAUCCAAUGUUCCCUCUCUGGCCUUCAGAUCCUUCAUAGUGACAGAUCAUCCAGGCUUUAUCAUCAGAGAAGGACCACAUCUCUCUCUGAUUUCAAAAUUGGUAUUCCUAGGGAACACCUCCAUUGGCCGAGUGUGUCAGGUGUCCAUCCCUGACUAGGUGGUGUUAUUGAAAUAGAAGGGAUACCUAAGAUGCUGUUGGAGUCUCAAGGUUAGCGGUUGAGAGAGGCAUAUCUCUCAGAAGCUGGAGGGUGGGAGCUACUCUGACAGAGCAAGAAUGGCUGACCCGCCUUACCAUGGAGCUCACUCAGGCUCCCCUUCAGUAACUAGCAGUGUCUACUGCCAGCUUCUUUAAUCCUCUCUUGAGAUUGUCCUGAACUCUCCGAGGGUUAGGGUUUGGGUUACUGCUCACAGCAGUAAAUUCUUUUUUUUUUUUUUUUAAGAUUUAUUAUUAUAAAUAGGUACACUAUAACUG
Messenger RNA from Mus pahari (shrew mouse), 1936 nucleotides. It is a transcript of the gene Cx3cr1, whose product is annotated as C-X3-C motif chemokine receptor 1. The record is from RefSeq and is a predicted model, not a curated record. Gene Ontology annotation, cellular component: membrane. Gene Ontology annotation, biological process: chemotaxis; cell adhesion; G protein-coupled receptor signaling pathway. The transcript is spliced from 2 exons. Gene Ontology annotation, molecular function: C-X3-C chemokine receptor activity. NCBI's taxonomy places the organism in Eukaryota, Metazoa, Chordata, Mammalia, Rodentia, Muridae. Bases 87 to 1151 code for a protein of 354 amino acids.